UAGUUUAUUAUGAACGAACUGGCUAAACUCCACCCAGUCAAGUGAAAUAAAUUGAGUAAUACGAACACUACAAAAAGUUCAAAAAUGACUUUACGACAAUAUUACAGAUUACUCCUAGGUUUAAUUGGAUUCAACGUUCAUGGGCAGCGAGUUUCAUUGAGCUUAUCAACAGAUACUAUUUCGAUAGGAAAAGAUAUCGUACUGACCUGCAGAGUCCACGGGAUACCAGCAAUUGACAGGAAAACCACCAGACAAUGGUCCAUGGGUGACGAUGACAAAUUGUUAUGUUACAAUGGUCAAAUAAAUAAUCCCAAAAAGUAUGAAGAAAGUGUACUUCUUGGAAAUGAAUUUGGUCUUACAAUAUUUAAUGUCACAGAAUCAGAUCUCAACGUAGUUUAUCAAUGUCGCUAUGGAUUCGAUGCAGCUAGUAAAUUAAUUGAGGCAGGUGACUCCAAAUUGUGUUUAUCAUUAAGAUUGGAAACCGAUUUAAUUGUAUUUGGAGGAUUUAUCAUAUUGAAAUGCACCAUAAAUGGAAUCACCACACUUGAAAAUGAAGUAACGAGACAAUGGUCAAUGGGAAAUGAUGACCAUCUUUUAAGCUACAAUGGCCGAAUUAACAAUCACAGAAAGUAUGAAGAAACUAUUUUUCCAGGCAAUGAGUUCAGUCUAAAAAUAGUCAACGUAACAGAACAAGAUGUAAAUAUAACUUAUCGAUGUCGAUAUGGUUUCAAUGCAGCCAACAGAUUCAUAGCAAUAAAUGAAAAUAACUUUGUUUAUUUACCAACGCAUGCGUCUACAAUAAUUAGUUAUGUCGUUAGAAAGCAAAUCGGAACAGUUGACAUUUCGGUUUAUUUCAAGAGAGUAUUUCCACUACCUAAUUGUUCGUUGAAUAUUGAUGAUUCUCACUUUGGUAUAGCUGACUUUUCUACGAAUGAGAUGGCCAUGGAAGUUAACCUUAGUAUAAGUCUACAAAAAAAUGUCUCAUGUUACCAUUCAUUCAACAUAUCUUGUUGUAUUGCGGGAACACCAUAUCAUGUAGGCAAUUUGAAAAUUAAUGAUGAAUGUCCCUUCAAAGGAAAGAUUGACACCAAGUCAAGCUAUGUAUUUACCCUGAUUCCUAUUGCAUGUAUAGUGAUGUUGGGUUUGGUUACAGUUUAUCUUAUUGUGAAAGGUUUGGCAUUUAGAAAACGAAAACACACAGGAAAAGAAACGAAGGAUGUGCACCAAAAGAAUGAUGAAAACAUUACGAAAUACGAAAACCUUAUUGCAUUUCCUAAAGGUCAGGAAUUUAGCACGUGUUUUACCUGCACAGGUACACAUUAUAUUAUUAAAACUAUUAAAAUAGCUGAGUCUGAAAAUGAAGAUGUUUUGCUUUUGCAAGAUGAAGAAAAUGAUAUUGAUAAUGAAGCCGAUGGCUAUGAUUUUCAGCAUCUGUAUGUUGCUAAUGAAAUAAAAAAUGAUGAUUUGAAUAGGAAAACUAGAGGUAGUGUAAAUAAACCUCCUAAAAAGCCUAAUAGAAUUAGAAAAGGCACUGCUAUUACGAGUGACAAAGCACCUAAAUCAGUCAAAAGGAAGGCUAAGGCUACUAGUGCUACUAGUAAAGCCACUAAAUCUCCCAGAGUUGAGGAUUUAUCUUCAGAGGAAUUAUCAGUGUUGAGGGAUAAGAUGGGCAUAUCUACAAUGGGCAAGUCGAUUGACACUUUGACUCAUCUUUUUAGAGGAUUUAUUAAUAAUUGUGGGAAAGAGCCUGUAAGGGCCCCUAGGUGUGAGACAGUUUCACAGUCUUCCAUUCAAGCAGAGGUUGUGAACCCUGCUGCUGUAUCCUCUAACACUCAAAUUUUGCAUCUAGAGGUUAAUUUAAAUGCAGAUUCUGUUCAGGAUUUUGAUCUGGAUUACUUAGAGGAUCCAGUAUAUUUACCUCCUUCUGGAGUCUCUGCUCGGGCUGAUGAUAGUCCAGCACCAGUUGAUUUUGACACAUCUUUUGACCCACCCCUAGGGUUUUCUAAUGCCUUUAGGACUCCUCUUAGUGAGGUUAAUGUACCACAAUCUCAACCUGUUGUUGAACAGGUAGAACAAUACGAUUAUGAUUUUGCUUGGGAAAUCCCACAAUUGAAUAUGGAAGAGACGACUGGGCCUAAAUUAUCUUCUGGCUUUCAAAGGCUGUAA
Molecule: messenger RNA, 2166 nt
Organism: Mytilus trossulus (common blue mussel)
Lineage: Eukaryota; Metazoa; Mollusca; Bivalvia; Mytilida; Mytilidae
Exons: 9
Coding region: 85-2166 (693 amino acids)
Source: RefSeq, a predicted model, not a curated record